This is a messenger RNA of Ilex paraguariensis (yerba mate), 459 nucleotides long. Lineage: Eukaryota; Viridiplantae; Streptophyta; Magnoliopsida; Aquifoliales; Aquifoliaceae. The record is from the annotation of a GenBank genome assembly.
AUGUCUAUCUCAUGUGAUGGUGCCUACAAAGGAAAAAGUCAAAAAGCCACAGCUGGCAUCAUAGUGAGAAAUCACAAAAGGGAGCUUGUCGGAGGGAAGGUGAUCACUGUUCCUCCAGUUUCUAGUUUUCUCUCGGAGGCGGUGGCAGUUAAGGAAGCUUGUCUCGUGAGCAUCUCCAUUGAGCUAGUUACUACUACCAUAGAGAAUGAUAAUGCUAAGGUCAAGCUCCAACGAGGACGUGCUCCAUGGGAAAUUGUAGUUAUCAUAGGAGACAUCAAACAAGAUGCAAUAGAUCAUGCCUUGAAUUUUGUCCAAAUACCUAGGACGCUCAACAAGCCAGCAUAUUGGAUAGCAUCAGAAUUUUUGAAGCAAUCAUUACCUAUUGGCUGGGUCAGUAGUCCACCAAGAGACUUUUGUGUGCUCCUUCAAGCUGAUUGUAAUCAAUCUAUUAUUUCCUAA